Messenger RNA from Amblyraja radiata (thorny skate), 1797 nucleotides. RefSeq names its product RNA-binding protein FUS-like. The record is from RefSeq and is a predicted model, not a curated record. The coding region runs from base 1 to 1782 and encodes 593 amino acids. Gene Ontology annotation, biological process: regulation of DNA-templated transcription. The transcript has 14 exons. NCBI's taxonomy places the organism in Eukaryota, Metazoa, Chordata, Chondrichthyes, Rajiformes, Rajidae. Gene Ontology annotation, molecular function: RNA binding.
AUGGUCCAGGACACCCCUAUUUCUCAGCAGCCAGUGAGUGGGAUAGUCCAGGCCACCCCUAUUUCUCAGCAGCCAGUGGGGCGGUCCAGGCCACCCCUAUUUCUCAGCAGACAGCAGCAACGCCGCCUCCAUCAGCCAGUCCGGGCGGAGCCGGCGGAGAGCGAGGACCCCGACACGGAGAUGGCGUCUAACGAAAAUUUCGGGCAAGCUUCCACUCAAAACUACGGGAGCUACAGCGCCCAGCCGGGCCAGGGGGGCUACACACAGCCCCCCCCGCAGGGGUACAACCAAGGUUACAGUGGGUACAGCCAGUCCACCGACACCGCUGCCUACACCCAGAGCGGUGGCAGCGGCUACGGCUCGUCUUACAGCCAGGCGCAGACUGGCUACGGGAACCAACCCGCCUCUCAGGGCUACAGUCAUUCCAGCCAGGGGGGUUACAGCUCAUCCGGAUACGGCAACACCCAGACUCCUCAAAGCUCCUACGGCCAGCAAUCCUCCUACCCCAGCUACGGGCAACAGACUCCAUCCGCAACUUCCUCCAGCAGCAGCUACGGGGGAACGAACUCGCAGGCGGGCGGCUACGGGCACCAGCAGGGCGGCGGCAGUGGUGGAGGUGGAGGCAGUGGCGGUUACGGCCAACAGGGCUCCUACGGACAACAGUCGGGGCCCUACAGCGGGCAGCAGCAAGGGUCCUACAGCGGGCAACAACAAGGCUCCUACAGUGGACAACAACAAGGCUCCUACAGCGGCCAACAACAAGGCUCCUACAGCCAGCAGCAAGGGUACCAGGGCCAGCAGAGUGGAGGCUACGGGCAGCAAGGCCAAUACAGUGGCAGCGGUGGUGGUGGUGGAUCAGGUGGAGGCGGUUACAACCAGGACUCCAGCCCAGGCGGUGGCUACGGUAGCCAGGAGUCUGGCGGUGGCGGAGGCUACGGCGGGCAGUCGGACAGCCGGGGCCGUGGCCGUGGCGGUUACAGCCGAGGAGGAGGAGGAGGGGGCGGUGGUGGCGCUGGAGGACCAGGAGGCGGCUUUGAGCGUGGAGGUGGAGGAGGAGGCGAGAGGGGCCGAGGCGGUCGCGGCGGCAGUGGCGGUGGCGGCAGUGGCGGCAGCAGCAGCAGCAGAGGCGGCGGGGUCAUGAGCUGUACAGAACGAGGUGGAUUCAAUAAGUUCGGUGGACCCAGAGAGCAGGGACCGGGAUCGUCCAACUCUGGAUCCGACCAGGACAACUCUGACAACAACACCAUCUUCGUGCAGGGACUGGGUGAGAGCGUGACUGUCGAAGCUGUCGCCGAAUUUUUCAAGCAGAUCGGCGUGAUCAAGAUGAACAAAAGGACUGGACAGCCCAUGAUCAACCUGUACACGGAUCGCGAGACAGGCAAGCUGAAAGGAGAAGCAACCGUCUCCUUUGACGACCCCCCAUCUGCCAAGGCCGCCAUUGACUGGUUCGACGUCCAAUCGGCCGAAGGGCAGAAACAGGACCUUCCCCACCGAGUCUGCGCCGACCAGCGAUCGCCCUGUACACUAGGAAAGGAGUUUGCCGGCAACAGUAUCAAGGUGACCUUUGCCACACGCAGGACUGAGUUCAGCCGAGGUGGAAUUAGAGGAGGGAGUCGUGGAGGUCCGAUCGGCCGUGGAGGAUUUACCGGCGGUCCGCGCGGGAGCUUCAGUGGAGGUGGAGGCGGAGGAGGAGGAGGAGGAGGAGGAGGUGGUGGAGGAGCAGGGGGCGGGGGUGGAGGUGGCCAACAGAGAGCUGGAGACUGGAAGUGCACCAAUCCGUGAGUACUCUCACUCAUA